Messenger RNA from Mus musculus (house mouse), 8773 nucleotides. It is a transcript of the gene Impg1, whose product is annotated as interphotoreceptor matrix proteoglycan 1. Gene Ontology annotation, cellular component: gel phase of interstitial matrix; photoreceptor inner segment; photoreceptor outer segment. The transcript is spliced from 18 exons. The record is from RefSeq and is a predicted model, not a curated record. Bases 191 to 2587 code for a protein of 798 amino acids. Gene Ontology annotation, biological process: visual perception. NCBI's taxonomy places the organism in Eukaryota, Metazoa, Chordata, Mammalia, Rodentia, Muridae.
CUUGCACCAGUGCUCCGUGUCAGUGUAACCUGUAAGUGAGAAGGGAAUCUGUCUGAGAACACUGGCUUUCAAGCUCCUGGAGCAGGCUGACAAAUGUUCCUCCAGAGGUUAAUAAGAUAAGGGCUGCUCCAGCUGGCCCCUAAACAGAGAUUACUCCUGAGGGGAAGAAUUACCAGUAUACAGAACCAGAAUGAAUUUGCAAAUUAAACAUGCUAUCUUUGUUUUGGGGAUUUUUCUCCAAGUUCAAGGAAUCAAAGAUACCUCUAUUAAAAUAUUCAGUUCUGAAAUUAAAAACAUAGACAAAACCCCAAGAAUCGAAACAAUUGAAAGUACUUCAACAGUGCACAAAGUGUCAACCAUGAAACGAAUAUUCGAUUUGCCAAAGCUUCGAACCAAAAGAUCAGCACUUUUCCCAGCUGCUAACAUCUGUCCACAGGAAUCCUUGAGACAGAUUUUAGCAAGUCUUCAAGAAUAUUAUAGACUGAGAGUAUGUCAAGAAGUCGUGUGGGAAGCAUAUCGUAUCUUUCUGGACCGAAUUCCUGACACAGAGGAAUAUCAAGACUGGGUCAGCCUCUGCCAGAAAGAAACCUUCUGCCUCUUUGACAUUGGGAAAAACUUCAGCAACUCCCAGGAGCACCUAGAUCUUCUUCAGCAGAGAAUAAAACAGAGAAGCUUCCCUGGGAGGAAAGAUGAGACAGCCUCCAUGGAGACACUGGAAGCACCUACUGAAGCCCCUGUGGUACCCACAGAUGUUUCCAGGAUGUCCCUGGGGCCCUUCCCACUUCCUUCUGAUGACACAGACCUCAAGGAGAUUCUCAGUGUCACCCUCAAGGACAUUCAAAAGCCCACAACAGAAAGUAAAACAGAACCUAUUCAUGUGUCUGAAUUCUCAUCAGAGGAGAAGGUGGAAUUCAGCAUCUCUCUGCCAAACCACAGGUUCAAGGCAGAGCUCACCAACUCUGGGUCACCAUACUACCAGGAACUGGUGGGACAGUCCCAACUGCAGUUGCAAAAGAUAUUUAAGAAACUUCCAGGAUUCGGAGAAAUCCGUGUAUUAGGAUUUAGACCAAAGAAAGAAGAAGAUGGUUCAAGCUCCACAGAAAUACAGCUUAUGGCCAUCUUUAAGAGGGACCAUGCAGAAGCAAAAAGCCCUGAUAGUCAUCUACUGUCUCUUGAUUCCAACAAAAUUGAAAGUGAAAGAAUCCAUCAUGGAGUCAUAGAAGACAAACAACCAGAAACCUACCUCACAGCUACAGACCUCAAAAAACUCAUCAUACAACUACUAGAUGGAGACCUGUCCUUGGUAGAAGGGAAAAUUCCAUUCGGUGAUGAAGUUACUGGGACACUCUUCAGACCUGUCACUGAACCAGAUCUGCCCAAGCCCCUUGCUGAUGUCACAGAGGAUGCCACUUUGAGUCCAGAACUUCCUUUCGUUGAGCCUAGGCUUGAGGCAGUGGACAGAGAAGGAUCUGAGCUGCCUGGAAUGUCCUCCAAAGACAGUUCUUGGUCUCCACCUGUAUCAGCCUCAAUUUCCCGAUCAGAAAAUCUACCUUCGUUUACACCUAGCAUCUUCUCUCUAGAUGCUCAAAGCCCCCCUCCCUUGAUGACCACUGGCCCAACAGCACUCAUCCCCAAGCCCACUCUCCCCACUAUCGAUUAUUCUACCAUCCGCCAAUUGCCUCUGGAAUCGUCACAUUGGCCUGCAUCCUCCAGUGACAGAGAGCUGAUCACAAGCAGCCAUGACACAAUCCGAGACCUAGAUGGCAUGGAUGUGUCUGACACGCCAGCCUUGUCAGAAAUAUCAGAACUGAGUGGAUACGAUUCUGCCUCGGGUCAGUUCUUGGAGAUGACCACACCCAUCCCAACAGUACGGUUCAUCACCACCAGCUCCGAGACCAUUGCCACCAAGGGCCAGGAGCUAGUGGUAUUCUUCAGCCUGCGUGUUGCUAACAUGCCGUUCUCCUAUGACCUGUUCAACAAGAGUUCUCUGGAGUAUCAAGCCCUGGAACAACGAUUCACAGACCUGCUGGUUCCCUAUCUACGAUCGAAUCUUACGGGAUUUAAGCAACUGGAAAUACUCAGCUUCAGAAACGGAAGUGUGAUCGUGAACAGCAAAGUGCGGUUUGCAAAGGCGGUACCCUACAACCUCACCCAGGCCGUGCGCGGGGUCUUGGAGGAUCUUCGGUCCACCGCAGCUCAAGGGCUCAAUCUGGAAAUCGAAAGCUACUCCCUCGACAUUGAACCAGCUGAUCAGGCGGAUCCCUGCAAACUCCUAGACUGUGGCAAAUUUGCCCAGUGUGUAAAGAAUGAGUGGACAGAGGAAGCAGAGUGUCGCUGCAGACAGGGACAUGAGAGCCACGGGACCCUGGACUACCAGACCCUGAACCUCUGUCCCCCUGGAAAGACUUGUGUGGCCGGCCGAGAACAAGCAACUCCAUGCAGGCCACCAGAUCACUCUACAAACCAAGCUCAGGAACCUGGUGUUAAAAAGCUACGUCAGCAAAAUAAGGUAGUCAAGAAAAGAAAUUCUAAACUAUCAGCUAUAGGAUUUGAAGAAUUUGAAGACCAGGACUGGGAGGGAAAUUAAAAGCUGGAAUCAUAUGCAUUAUGUUGCAAACUCUGUUGAAAGGAAACUUUAUUUCUUAAAGAAAGGUGUAUCUGUUCUGUUAACUUCUGAAAAACAGAGGGAGAGAUUCAGUGGUCAUUGGAAUACAGGCAUGUAAUCAACUUUGAGACUCAGCAUGCUUGAACAAGAGCACAGGCGUGUAUUUGAUGACAGUUAAGCCUGGUUGGGGCGGGGGGCACAUAUUUUUAGUCAAAACUCAAAGCAAUCAUUGGAACACAUUUGACUAUUUUUGGACAGUACUCAAGUAGCAAAGAUAAGGUUAGCUUUUUUCUUUCUUUAAAUUAUUACAUAAAGCUUAUUUCAAAUAAAUACAACUUGUUUAGUGGGUUGUACAAUAUUGAGGAUCUGAUUCUUUUAUAUGUUAGAAUAUACAGUUAAAAGAUUAUCAUUUGGGCCAGAGAGAUAGCUAAGUGGUUAAGAGUAUAUACUGCUCUUCCAGAAGCCCUGGGUUUACGUCCCAACAGCCACAUUGACUGGCUCACACACACCUGUAAGUCAGGCUCCAGAGAACAAACACCCUCCUCUGGCCUUUGUACCCACGUGCACAUAACCGCAAACAGACACACCCACGCUAUUUUUUUAGAGUCAUUGAUUUUUUUAAUUAGGGGUGGAAAAGCAGGCUGGAGAGAUGACUCCGUGGUUAAGAACAGUUGUUGUUCUUCCAGAGGACCCAGGUUCAGUUCCCAGAACCCACAAGGCAGUCUCCCAACUAUUCAUAAUUCUAGUUCAAGUGGAUCCAGCACCCUCUUCUAACUGAUACUGCCAGUACCAGGCAGCCAUGUGGUGCAUAUGCAUUUGGGCAGGUAAAACACUCAGACACACAAAAAAAUUUUAAAUCUAAAUUUUGAAAAUAUUUUAGUUUUAAGGAUGAUCACUGUGUGAGGGUCAGGUCUCUUAUGUAUGAAUGUAGUACCAAGAACUGUGAUGAGUAUAUGUAUGCUCCAUUCUAUAGUCUCCUCUCUCUCUCUCUCUCUCUCUCUCUCUCUCUCUCUCUCUCUCUCUCUGUGUGUGUGUGUGUGUCCCCCCCCCCGUUUGUAUGUGUGUGUGUGUGCAUGUGUGUGCACACACGCAUGUGUGUGUCUUCCCUCUCCCUCCUCACCCUCAACUCUCCCCAGUUUUUAAGCAUUCUGGUUUUAUACAAGCAGCUCUUGGCUUACACAGUAGAUUAUUUUGUUGCCCAUGAUUUCUGAAUUGCUCUUCAGAGAGACAGACAGACAGACACUGAGGCUCACAUAUAGACAUCACAGGAAAAUCUUAUGAUUCUCGCCACCCUAAAGGAAGAGUCUGAAGGAAAACACUAUGUCUGUGAGAAGCUGAAGAGGUGAGGCUGUACAACAUGACAUGAUGAACACUGUCUUCACACUCUCCUGUAUGUAUCUGUAUUGGUACCAAUGAAAUACAGUUCAGCAUUUAAUAUGCUACUUGAUGGGAAAUUCCUAUCCCUGCAUCUCUUCCAAAUCCAAUUAUCAAAUGUAUUUGGGGAAAAAUAUAAGUUUAAAAAUGUAAGUACUAUAUUCAUAGAUUUAUAAUAAAGUGUACCUAUAUUUUACUAGUCAUUCCAUGGAUUUGAUGAGGAAAUGAAAUGGGCUAUUGUAAUACUGCUAUGACAGUGAAAUGGUAAAUAUUGGUAGCAAUAUUUAACAAGAAAGCUACAAAACCAAAAUCAAAAUAUUUCCUCAUAAUGAAUAUAAUUUGAAAAGUGGUAUCCUCACGUGGAAAAGAGAUACAAGACUUUAAAUUCCUUCCUGUUGGUCUCUCAAAUGGGGAGCUUGCAUCCUUACUCCUCCUCCAGACUCCACACCGAGGAAGCUCUCUAUCUGGAGUAAGGAUGUCACUGGCUAUAAUAGCAAGGUCACAAACUGGAGAACAGUAGCAAAGACAGACUGACCAACCCGAUCCUGUAUCCCUGGAACAUCCCAUAUGGAGGCACAAUUGGUAAAAGCAUGGCAGGCCAAUCACAAGCAAGUGAAACGCUUACAUAAGGAGAGAGAACUGUCUACCCCUUCCUUCCCAUUCCGGGUCACUCAUCCACAUUUUAGUCCAAUGCUAAGGGACAGGUUUCUAUAGAGAAGCUAAGUUGGUAAAACAUUCUAUAUAAAGUGAGGAGGGGGGUCCCAGCGUAGGUUAAAUGCUUCUAACUCUUUGGAUCAUCCACGGUUUGGCAUCCAAAGAAAAGCAGUCCAGAAAGAUACUAGCUUCCUUCCACUCUCAGAGACCCACCAGGAAUUUGGAAGAUUCAAAACUCUUCAUAAAGCAAGCUAUCCAGACUGGUGUUCAAACCUUAGGCAAGAGUCUCCUUUGGAUCGCCAGGUUUUAUGAACGUUCUCUUCUUACAGAUUAGUCAGAGUCUGGGCUGAGAUAUCCAAGAUCAGUUUGCUUCCAGUCUAAAUGGGUUUAGUGGCUCACACACAGCCCUGUUUAUUCCCUGUAUGAAGAUAACAUACAAAGUUUUGGUCAGGAUUCAGGACUUUUCAGUCCCCUGGAGUGCCUGUCUCUCCACAUAGUCACCUAGCACAUGGUUUAUUCCCAACAUGCCCCACCUGAAAUCUACCAACAGUGUGACAACUUGCACCCUGGAUUAAAAGCACACAAUACACAAGGAUGUUCUACACAUAAGGCAAUUUAUUUGAAUUUCCAGUACAUCAGUAUUUUAGAAAAGUAUUAGACACACACUUUUCAUGAAAUGAAUAAAAAUUAGCAAUUACAGAUAGACAAACUUCCAGAAAUGAAAGGAAAGAUGGCCCAUUAAUAUGCCUGUUUGUAGUUUGACUUUGAGUUUCUAUAUUGAUGAAAAUUAAGAUUAAAGAUUAUGCAGUUUUCAAUGUGCAUUAAUUUUUCCUAACUAUCUCCUAUAAUACUUCUAAGAAUCAAAGUUAUUUCAUACGCAGGUUAGUGCUGGGGAAACAAGACACUGAUUUGAAUUGGACCAAAUUGUCAGAAGACACAGCAGGCCCUUGCACUCGAAUUGUAUAAAAGAUGCCAAGUUCUUUCCUGGGCUUCUCCACUUCAGCGGCACCAUUCUUAAAUGCUAAGAUCUACAUGCCAGGUGACUCACGGUCCAGGUUUACCAACCUUAGUCUCUGCUUCUAAACUGUAGCAAAUACAUCCUAAAACUCAGCAAGGACCCAAGAGUGUUGGUUGUCGAGGGUGUCUGAGUGUUUCCCCACUGACAUGCAGUCUUCAGGAGAUGCAGAUUUCCCUUCUCUUCCAUGAGUGCUCUCCUCUGCCCUUGUGCUUAUCACUGUUCCCACAGCCCAUCCUUAUCCUCGUUGUUAAAUGUCCUCUGCCCUCUCCUCCCCUCCACUGUUAGAGUGUCUUCUGGAAGCAAUUAAAACUCAAUAUUUAUUUACCGCUGUUGAGGACAAACAGUAAGGUUCAGGAACAUCCCUUUGUAAGUCUCCAGGGAUCGGCUGAGCAGACAAACACUGUUUUCGCUCCACGGCUAGAGCAAAGGCAUUUACAUCUUUUUCAUGGUCUAGUAUCAAAAACUAUAUGACCUUCCUGGCUUGCUACAACUUUUUUCAUAUAAAGAAAUAAGAUUAUCAUUAAUUUAGGAUUAAUUGACUGGUUAGUCCAAUAACUAUUCUGCUGGACCAUGUAUUUUAAAGCUAUUUAAAAAAAAAAAAAACCCAAAGGUCUACAUAUGGGAAUCCCCUGAGAACCACAUUAGUAACCUGUGAGUGAAACUGUCUUCCAAAAAUAUCCAACUAAAGUCCAGGGAGGUGCCUCUGUGGUAGAGUCUCACCUGUAUGAAGCCCUGGGUUCAAUCCCCAGCAUGAAAAACAAAAUCAAUUAAUAAAGAUCACAUGUAAUAAACAUCUCCUAUUAUUAUUUUGCCUGUGGUUUCUAUUAUCUAAAUCUCACAAGCAACUCCUAGUUUUGCCUUAAGCAGUUUUCCUAGUUGCUUGUGAAACCAAAGGGAUCAGUGGCCUGCUAAGGCUUUUUACAGGCCAGGGUGAGACCCUGACUCCCUGGUCACCUUUUAGGGCACACUAGUGCUCAUUUAUUUUGCUUCUUCUCAUACACCUGUGCACAGGUGGUCUCCAUGACAGUGAAGGGGCUCAAUCUUUUGGAACAUACCAGGCCUUUAGAAACUCCCUGUACUCGCUGAGAGCAUAUCUUCCCACUUACUGUGCUGCUGGCAUUGUGUACUGUGUCACAACUGAAUUUAACAUGGAAACACUGGUCAUCAUUUUGCUGCUGCUGCUGCUGUUGUUUUGUUCUACUUAAAUGUACACGCACUGUGGUGGAAGAAACGAGCUGGCGGACAUUAAAGAAAUUAGUUCUUUGUGUACAAGACACUGGUUUAAACUUAAAUUCUAAAUGGCUGACUAAAACAAGAGUUAAUUGAUUGGGAUGCCUCAAAUUCUUGCAUAGCCCUUGUGGACCUGAACCCAUGAAACACGGUAGAGAAGCUGGAUCAAGGUCUUGUGGAACAUCAUUUCUGCUGUGUCUCCAAAAAUGAUGCUCUAAAGUUCCCCUGGGAGGCUCUGGGUGCUAUGACAUGCAGAACCCCAAGCCUGCCUGAAUGAGGACAGGUCUCCUGCUUGGCAAAGUUAACUCAGGAGACGAUCUGAACGUCUACACUGUAGGCCAGCACGGUGACAUAAUUAGGAAGGGAAGGGUUGGAGAUGACAGCGUUAUCAGUCAAAACCCACACGUUCAACAAUGCUUUGCUAUUGUUCAUUCCCUAUAAAUUCUUUAAAAUAUUAAGAUGUCAUUAUCAUAAAUCCCACUUUUGGACUGAUUUUUCAUCUAGUGCUUAUUCACAGAUCCAGAGGUCACAUACAAGCGCUUCAGAGAACAAUGCUAAGCUGACACGCCACUAAAUUCAUUAGGCCACUAGAUCCACCCCCCAAGGACUAUAUUCAUUUUGACUAGGAAAUAAAACUUACUCAGUAUCCUGCACAAAUAAAGACACCAAUCAAAAGUGAGCGAUGAAAGAGGAAGAACAGGUUGUUUAUUUCAGUAACUACACCUCUGCCAUCAAUCACAGGACCAACAGAGGGUAAGUCUAAGCAGUAAGACAGCCUCCAUAAGAAAACCUCAUUCACAUUUUCAAUUAUUAGUAGAGACAAGGCCACUUAAUUUCCUUAACACAAAACAAUCAUUUCCACAAUGCCAUCAUAAUAAAUAAGUACUUCAGUACUAAGACACUUUGAAAGGAGCAAUUCUGACAAUAGUACCCAAGGCUUCUGAGCAUGAAUCUAAGGGGAAAAAUCCUGAAAUUUCAAAGAUCAGGGUAUUUUAAAACAAAGGGGAGUGUGAAGAAUAGUUUUACUUCCUACUUGUAUUCUAAAAUACAAAGACUCCUUUGGGUGUCAACAUAACUCCUUGAUGUAUCUUUGUCUCUAAAUUCCUAAUAUUAAAGUUGUAAAUAUUAGCCCAGCUGCUGACAUCUGAUCAGGAGUAAACAGCACACAAAGGGAGUGUUUUAAAGGUUUCCUGCAGUGUGAAACAAACUGUGUCUAAGUACAAGGGCUCUGGAAUUACAAAGUUUACAAAGCAGCUCUACCACUCUCCAAGGCCAAAAUAGAUGCCCGGAAGAGGGAAAGGGGCAAGAGAGCUGUCCGAAGCAGUACACCAGCUUAAGUGACAUGAAAUAACUUGGACAAGGUUCAAACUGAGAGACUGCAGUUGAGAUGAAGUGGGAAAAAUAUUGGAAUUCAGUCCAAUAGAGUCACAGAACACCACCUUAACCCUGCAUCCCUUCCAAAAUGAAACAAAGUUGUAUCAAAAACUCCAGUCAUCCAAGGAAUCCAAACAUCCUUUACUCAAACGUGGAUUAGGAAGAGGGGUCCCCAGGGUAACACAGAGCGUGGUAGAGAAGCACCCCGUGUCUGAGCCGCCUAUGCUGAGCACCUCCUCUGCACAGAAGACAUUCCAUACAUGAAGGCUCUUUCCAGAAUUCUAGAACUUGGGGAUCGUGGGCGCUAAGCACACUGCAAGAUGGGGAAAUCAAUUUCCAUAGAUUUGUGAAAAAGCAGACAAAAUACAGCCUUUUAGACCAAACACAUCUGUGCCUUAAUCAAUUCAAGUACCUUAAUUCUUGCACAAAAUUAAGCUAAGAUUUCAUUAUCUCGGUUAUAAAGACACUGUGACAUCCUUUCCUUUAAAAAGUCAAAUGUUUUGAAUUAAAAAAAAAAA